UCGUGGCGGCAAGAGAACAACCACCUUCUGGGUAGUGUCGCGCAAACCAUCGUUGGAUAAGCGUGUUCGAGUCCAACAACCCUUUUUAUAUUUUUAAUGCCAUUUAAAUCGCGUGUUCUAUCUGAAAUCAAUUUAUUUUUUAAUUGCAAAAAUUAAAUAAACAAAAAAAAUAUAUAAAAUAGUUGAAAAAAUAAUUGUGUGUUUGUUUUGUGAAAAAAAAAAUAAUUUAAAAUAAAUAAUAACAAUGAAAAAUAUUAAUUCAUAUAAAUAUUUUAAUAAAUAAUAAAAUUUCAAAUAUAUAAAUACGUUAAUACAGGUUAAUUAUUAAUUAAAAAUUUUUUAUUUUGAUAAAGUUAAAAUACAUAUAGUUAAAACAUAUUUAUUGACAAAUGAAAAUUAAUAAUUGUUUAUACAGUUUGACAUAUUGCCAUUUAUUUAUUUAUCGUUUAAUUAUUAACACAUAUUUUAUUUUGAAUAAAUUUUACAAAAUUUCAUAUAUUUUCAGUGCAAUACAAUUGUGAAAUUGUAAUUGAACCAUAUCAUAAUAAAUUUGUCCUUGUGUUGAUUAAUCAACUGAAUAAUUUUCCACCAGUGAUAUUAUUAUUUUUAUAAAUUUAUAUUUAUAAUAAAAAUCACAGUGUUUAUUUAUUUUUUAUUUUUCAAUAUACACACCUGAAUAAUUGUUUUUUUAUUUUUAUUUAUUUUUUAUUUUUGCUACCACAAAGGUUUUCUAUUUUAUGUAAAACAAAAAAUAUUAAAUAUAAAAAUUUAAAAGUGUUUUUAAAUGAAUGACCGUAUAGUUCCGAUUUAUGUUUUAUGAUGUUGCAUGGUGCUAUGGUGAUAUCCGGAUCAGUUAUUAACUGAAGCAUUGUUUUUAUUAAAGUUGGCUGGAGGUUUUGAUUGGUGGUAUUGCGAUAAGGGUGUUUAACCAGAAUGAAUUGGCACGAGGCAUCAUUCAAAUCGUGGUUUCCGUUGACGUCAAUUGAAUCGGGUGGAUCACUCGUGUCGGUCCACGAGGCAUGAGGAAAGACAAAUUUUUAACGUAAUGAUGCAGAGGGCGGUGCUACUAAUCUGCUGGCUGCCGUUCCUCAACCACUGCAACGCUGUUAAUCCAGGCUGUUCCUGCGUUGUCUACAGUAGCUCAUACAGUCCACAAGGAGGAAGCUUCAUGUCACCUGAUUUUCCGAAACGAUAUCCAUUAAAUAUUGAUUGCCUUCUUUAUACAUUCACCGGUCAUCAAGAUGAAAUUGUCGAGCUCAAAUUCGAUCAAUUCAAUUUACAUCGUGGUGGUACCGACUGUUCAAAAGGUGAUUAUUUAAAAGUAUUUCUUCAUCUUGAGAGUAUUGGCGUUUCUGAGUAUACACCUUGGUCUGGUUUACUCUGUGGAAGUUUACGGGACAUACCUCAGGUUUUGUACAGUUCAAGAUCAACCCUUGUGCUUGAGUUUCACAGUGGUGAGGAACAAACCAACAACUCAACUGGCUUCACUGGUACUUUUCGUUACAUCGACAGACGACUAUUUACUACGAAUGGCCAACUGGUGCCUGGAACAAUGUGUGACCACCAGUUCGUCAGUUCCCAGUCGACACCGCAACAUGGACGUUUCUAUUCACCACGUUAUCCAUCAUCAUAUCCAAAAAAUAUCCGGUGUUCAUACCACUUCCGGGCAAGACUUAAGGAACGUAUUCGAAUUCUGUUUGAAGAGAUAACGCUACAAAAAGGUGACUUGAGUUGCUUGAACAGAGCGGAUUUAAUCAGGAUACAUGAUGGAGCAUCCACUACAGAACCUACAAUAGCUGUUUUAUGCAACCAUGGAACGGAAGUAGAAGUACUCAGCACUGGAUCAGACCUUUACAUUGAGUUUGUUGCAAAUUCAGAGUGGCCUGGACAAGGCUUCAAAGCUAUAUUUCAAUUUCAAGUGUUAGAUGAUUUACCACAUUCAGAACUAGACAAGGGUGUCCCAGGGGUCGUUACGGGAAACCCAAGGUACUCGGUCAUCGGUCCGGCUGUCAGCGCAACGACUUCUUCUUGUGACAUGGUUUUUCACAGUGACACGACUAAAACGGGAAUAGUCACGUCCCCAGGUUACCCAAGUCCUUAUCAACCUCGGGCAACAUGCAGAUAUGAAUUUCAAGGAAGAGGAAAAGAACGUGUACAGAUUAGUUUUCAAGAUUUUAACCUAUAUCAUUCGUCUGAUGAUACUAAAGGAUGUGAUGGGAUGGAUUCCCUGGUGGCUUAUGUACCAAUCGACGGCAAGAUGGAACAAAUUGAUGCAUUCUGUGGCACAGCACCACCCAGACCAAUCAUGAGCAACGGGCCCAAGUUACAACUUGAAUUCCGUGGGGUAUUGUCAUCUAGACAAGCCAAGGGAUUCAAGGCCAUCUACUCAUUCAUCGAGAAUUUUGGAAUAACAACGGGACACCAGGAUCCGGAUUUCCCGUGUGCAUUUGUUUACAACAGCAAUGAGACACGUAAUGGUACAUUUGCAUCACCAAACUAUCCUGGACCUUAUCCACGUGACGCUGAGUGUCAUUAUUUUUUCAAUGGUCAACCAAGUGAACGUAUACGUAUACAUUUUCACUAUUUUGAUGUCGAGGGAGUACUACCAUGUGAAGCUGUAUCAGCAAGUGACUAUGUUGAAUUUUCAAAUUAUUUAACACGUGAUAGAAAACACUCACGUCAUUGUGGACAACUCAAAGAAUUUGAUGUUGAUAGCGAUAGAAAAUUCUUUCGUGUUACAUUCAAAAGUAAUGAUAGACUUGAUGGUACAGGUUUUAAUGCAAGCUAUGUAUUUUUUGAUGAAGAAGAUAAUUAUACGAUAAAAACACCAACAAGUACAGCUACAAUUAAAUACGAUUCAACGGUAGUGGUAAUGGUAGCCAUGUUUUUGAUCGUCAUCCAGUCAAUCUGAUACAACUGAUUCAAUUAUUUCAACGAAUUUCACAAAACAAAAAUAAUAUAUUAUAAACAAUAAGAAUCGUGAAAGAUAAUAUGAAAAAUAAAUGGUAAAUAAAAAGCACAUGGAAUAGAUGCAGGUGGUAUUUGAUAGCAAUUGAAAAAGAAAAAAUUAUAAGUGGACCACAUGAUCGUCAUUUAAAAACAACAAUUUAAGUGGAAUAUACUUUUGUGAUGUUAUUGAAUUUCAAAAAUUCACAAUAUAAAAUAAUAAAAAUACCAAAACAUCGUUUAAAAAAAAAAAAAAACAGCGACAAUCUAGAAACUUCUUCUAAAAGCUCUUUUUUUUUGUUUGAAAAAAAAUUAAACUUGAAACUUAAAUUUAUUUAUAUAUAACUUUAUCAGUGCACUAUAUAAAAUAAUAAAUAAAUAAAAUUAAUAUUUAAAAAAUGGAAAUAAACAAAGCAAUGAUAAGUAAAAAAAUAAUAAUUUUGUUUUUUGCAAAUAUAAAAAAAUUAAAAUUCAGAUGUCUGGCAUCUGAGAGGUCUGUGAACUUGGCCCCCCAAGUUUAAAUAAAAAAUUUCGAUUAUUUAUUUAAACAAAUUCAUAAAACCACUAUUGAAAUAAAUAUUACUACAAUCAAUAGUAGCUACUUUCAAAGAAGAUAUAAUUAAAUCCGACACAUAAUUAAGAAAUAAAAAAAAAAAAAAUCAUCUACCACCUUAAUUUUUCGACUACUAUUAAUCCAAAGCAGCCCAUAUAAUAAUUAAAAUAUCUCGGACAAAAAAAUAUGAGUUUAUAAUUAUUUUGAAAAUUUUGUUUUUUUUUUAAAUUAUUUUUUUAAACAAAUUUAUGAAACUACUAUUAAAAAAAAAAAUUACUACAAUCAAUAGUAGCUAGUUUUAGAAGAAAAGUUAUCAAUUCCGACACAUUAUAAAUAAAAAAAAAAAUAAAAAUUUUUUAUUUAAACUUGGGGGGGGCCAAGUUCACAGACCUGCAUCUGAGGCCUAUGCAUAAAUUGCUAUAAAUUUUUAAUGGAAAAUUUUACUUUUGAAUAAAUAAUUGUUUAAAAAAUAAAUAAUAAUAACGAAAAAAAAAUAUAAAAAAACUCGGCCUGAAGCAUUUUGAAUAAAAGAAGUAAAAAAAAAACCAAUAAAUAAAUAAAAGAAAAAUACAAAAUUCAAGAGAAACUUUGUAUUCCACGCGUGGCAAUAAUCCGUGUACAAAUUGCUUGGAGUACUGCCAGAAGGCACUGUUUUAUUUAUUUUUCUUCGUGUUGUUCUUUUAUUCUCAAGUGGUGGUCGUCGUCGAGAUUUGACACGAUGAAAUCGAUAGUCUCGGAUUAAAAAAUUUCCCAAAUAAAUGAAAAAAAAAAAAAAAAAACAAAUGUGACACGAUAAUUUUAUAUUAUUUUUGAUUAAUAAAUUCAAAAAUAAUAUUCCAAUGUAAAUUUAUACUAAUUAAAAUAUUUACUUUAUGAUCUAUAUUGACUAACUUGUCUAUAACUUUUGUAACAUCAAGAAAGUGAGCACCAAACCAAGAAAAACUGUGAAUUUUUUUUUUUUUUUUUAAAUAUUGAUAUAAGCAAAUUAUAAAUAAAAAUUAAUAAUAAUUUUAAAAAAAUGUAUAGAUACUAUACGAAAUAAAAAAAUAGCUAGCAAUACUAUAAAUGUACGUUAGACAAUUGUGAAUAUUUUCUAAUAGAUUUAUAAAUACGUUGACUACACGAUACUGAUC
This is a messenger RNA of Aphidius gifuensis, 4632 nucleotides long. It is a transcript of the gene Sol1, whose product is annotated as suppressor of lurcher protein 1. The record is from RefSeq and is a predicted model, not a curated record. Gene Ontology annotation, cellular component: plasma membrane. The coding region runs from base 1046 to 2911 and encodes 621 amino acids. NCBI's taxonomy places the organism in Eukaryota, Metazoa, Arthropoda, Insecta, Hymenoptera, Braconidae. The transcript has 13 exons.